AGUGUAUAGAAAACCCAAAAUCCUCACCGCAAUCAUUUUUUUUAUUUUUUCAAAUUAAAUCCUUUAAUCAAAGUUUAUCCAAGCUAAUUACUAUCAUCAUUUUACCUAAAUACUAGAAUAUCGUACUGCGAUACUAGUCCUUUUAUUCAACAAUUAUUUUAAUUGAAGACAUUCAAUUCUCAACUAAAAUUUUGGUGCAACUUACCAUCUUUCAUCGUUUCUCUCGCUUCAUCUACCAUUGCUUCUAUUCAUCUCUCUCUUUUUUCUUUCACUCUCUUUUCUAUCUCUGUUCAUAAAAAUCUCAUUCAUAUUCUUUUGAUAACAAUAUUAUAGUUGAUGUCAAUCAAUUUGUAAAUUACUGAAGAUGGGAGCCUACCUUUCAGAGCCAAAGACUGAAAAGUUAUCGGAAGAAGAUGAGAACGAGUUUAUUAAAUAUGGAGCCUCUUCUAUGCAAGGAUGGAGGACAUCUCAAGAGGAUGCUCAUAUAGGUUUACUUGAUUUUGAUGAAAAAACCUCAGUGUUUGCUGUUUUCGAUGGACAUGGUGGAGGUGAAGUGGCCCAAUAUUGUGCUCGUCAUCUCCCACAGUUCCUUAAAAAUUUAAAUAAAUACAAAGAAGGAAAUCUUAAACAAGCUUUGGAAGAGGCCUUUCUUGAAUUUGAUAGUCUUUUGACUAUUCCAGAGAUUAUCGAGGAGCUUAAAGUUAUAGCCGGCGAUGAUUAUAUUAGAAGUGAUGAAGAUGAGGAAGACGAUAAUGAAGCAUCUCUGUUGAAAGAAGAAGCAAAUUUACCAUUGGAAGCAUUGAUAGCCCGUUAUAGUGGCCAUGAAAAUGAUCCUAAUGAAGUAGUUAAACGUGAUCAUAUUCCGCCACAUGUUAGGCUAGAAUUUAACACCAAAAAGGCUAAACCAAUUUCACCUUUCUUGCGCGGUAAACAAGGACCAUCUACAUCAACUGCUGAAGAUGCGAAAGCUAUUAAUAAUUUAUGCAGUUCAUCAUCUACAUCAAAUGAAUCAGAGGCCUUGAACAGGUUCGAACCUUGCAGUUCAAGUAGUUCUACCAGUGGGUCAAGUUCCUCUUCUCAUAAUCUACCCAACGGAAAACUAAAUGAAAGUGGUUCAGAUCCCGAGAAAAAUUCACUGUUUCAUCAACAAUCUGACGGAGGAGAUUCCGUAUCAUCAUCUGUGACCGAAGCUAAUGAAGAUAAAAAUGACAUUUGUAAAGUUUCGUCUACUAAGUCUGAUUCGAGUAAAUGUACCUCCAAUGUUAGCGAAUCAAAUGAAGUAGUAUCGGGUGAUCUGUCUAAUUCAUCAUCAGUUGAUAUUGAAACAAGCAAGAAAGCUAACGGAGAAACAAGUGCGCAAAAUGAAAAGGACAGUUGUGUUUCGACAUCUUCAGAAGCUGCACCGGCUAAGUCAUCUAAACCUGAACAAUCAACCUCUUCAUCUUCAUCCUAUCCAUCUCCUUCAACAGCUGCAUGUGACAAUACAGUCAGCGCUGCAGCAUCUACAAGCGCUGAUGAACCCUCAUCAAGCUCCAAAGGAAAGGGCAAAAAGAAAAAAGUUGUGAUUCAAGAAAAUGUGAAAUCAGAUAGUACAACUAGACCUGGACGAAUAGAUUAUAAAGCUAUUUUAAGUGAGGAUUUAAUCAAAGACGGAGAAGAUAUUGAUGAUGAUUCAGACUCAUCAGACAUGGAGUAUGGUGAAGGUGAAGAUGAUGAUUUAGACAAUGAGGAUGAUGAUGAAGAUGAUGACGACGAUGAUGAUGACGAUGAUGACGAUGACGAAGAUGACCAAAUGGCUGCUAACUUCGAGGCCUCAUCUACUGAUUUUGAGAUACCUGGUCGAGAUAGUGGUUGCACCGCUGUUUUUGCUGUUUUAAAAGGCAAUCAAUUGUAUGUUGCAAAUGCCGGCGAUUCCCGUUGUGUUCUUUCUAGGCGUGGUAAAGCAGUUGACAUGUCUUUGGAUCAUAAACCUGAAGACACAAUUGAAAAGAAACGGAUAGAAGCUGCAGGGGGGUCAAUUAAUAGUGAUGGUCGUAUUAAUGGAGGACUUAAUUUAUCUCGAGCCAUUGGUGAUCAUGCUUACAAAACCAAUACUGAACUUAGUUUGAAGGAACAAAUGAUAACUGCAUUCCCAGAUAUUCGAACGAAAAUAAUAAAACCAGAUAGAGACGAGUUCAUGGUGCUUGCCUGUGAUGGUAUUUGGAAUUCAAUGACCAGUCAAGAGGUUGUCGACUUUGUUAAAGAACGUUUAGGCAAAAAGAGUUUGUGUUCAAUAUGUGAAGAGCUUUUCGAUCAUUGUUUAUCACCUGAUACUGAAGGAGAUGGUACAGGUUGCGAUAACAUGACUUGCAUUAUUGUUCAAUUCACGAAUAUUAAACCAACCGAUAGUCAGCAAGAACUAGAAGACUCUGAUGAUGAGGUAACCAAUAAUUCAAAUGAAGAGCAAUUAGAUCCGAGCCAGUCAGACUCAAAAAAGCAGCCAGCUUCAGAGAGUCAACAAGUUUCCUCUGAGCCAGCUUCUAAACGACAAAAGACUGCCCUUUAAGUCUAUAAAGUGUCAUGCAAGGUGGCAUUCUCUUCGUUUGCUUGCUGAAGAAUUAAAAGAAAUCGUUUUAUUAAACUUCAUUCAACUUUUCCAUUUUUAACAAUUGCUUCAUCACCUUUUUUGGCAAAACUCUUGGUCAUUUCAUUAUAGCUCAUCUUUCAGUGUCAUUUGAAAGAUCCUUGGAUGGAAUCAGCUUUGCUCCGUCGUGCUCAUUAAUCCUUUCUCUUUACACAAACCAAACACCACACAACAAACACAUAAACACACACACACACUCACUACUCGAUUUCUUGCCUUCCAUUCCUAUUUUUCCUUCUGACCGAAUUUUUCAUUUCAUGCAAAAAAACUCAACACCUUGCUUGUCUCCAAAAAGAUAAAUUUUAAUUUAAAAUCUAUCAGUUUUGAUCUUUA
Tetranychus urticae (two-spotted spider mite) is the source of this 2956-nucleotide messenger RNA. RefSeq names its product putative protein phosphatase CG10417. The record is from RefSeq and is a predicted model, not a curated record. Gene Ontology annotation, molecular function: protein serine/threonine phosphatase activity; cation binding. Gene Ontology annotation, biological process: protein dephosphorylation. Lineage: Eukaryota; Metazoa; Arthropoda; Arachnida; Trombidiformes; Tetranychidae.